Messenger RNA from Diuraphis noxia (Russian wheat aphid), 588 nucleotides. RefSeq names its product ribonuclease P protein subunit rpr2-like. The record is from RefSeq and is a predicted model, not a curated record. NCBI's taxonomy places the organism in Eukaryota, Metazoa, Arthropoda, Insecta, Hemiptera, Aphididae.
AUUUAGAUCAAUGAAGUAGGAAUAAAAAUAAAUGUGAAGAAUAUCACGAAAUAUUAAUUGAUAGUAAUUAUACAACACCGAAUCAUAGAAGUUACAGAUGUUAAAUACUGUAUUAAUAUGACGAAACUGGAGAAGAAAAAACAAGAAUUCAAUAUAGAAAUAACCCAAAAUCGGAUUAAUUAUUUAUAUCAAUUAAGUACAGCCCUGGCUGAACAAUGUCCUGGAUUAUCAUCAACAUAUAACUCUAUAAUGAAAGGGUUAUCUCAAAAAAGUUUACUAAAAAUUGAUCCAGAAAUUAAAAGAAAUAUCUGUAAGGGUUGUGAUACCAUGCUAAUACCAGGAAAAACUGUAACAUGCCGUACAAUAAAAAAGUCCAAAGGUGCAAUUAAAUGGUCAUGUAAUUUUUGUGGAAAGUCAAAAACGUUUAGAAAAAAUAACAAUAAUUGUAUGUGGUCAGAAAAUUCUGAUUUUUUGUUACAAACUAUUAUUUAUGAUUAACUAAAUAAAAUGUUUUACCUGUUAAUACUGAGUCGUAAUGUGCAAUAUAUCCAAAAAUUCCAACACUAAUGUAAACACUAGUGCACAUAU